GAUCUUGCCAGUUGCCACUUGAAGCUGGUAGCAUCCAGAUCGGAGGGAUGAGUUCACCUACGGAUUACCUCUUUAGCCCGCUGGCAUAUGGGUCAGCUCUUUCGGCCAUUGGAAUAUAUCUUCUCCGGCAAUAUAUGCAGGGAGGUCAGUUCACAACGAAAACGGACGAGACCGGCAGAGUGGCGAUCGUAACCGGCUGUAACCAGGGAAUUGGCAAGGAGACCGUUCUAGAGCUGGCUCUCAGGGGGGCCACCAUAUACAUGGCUUGUCGGGACAUGAAAAAGUGCGAGAGUGCUCGUCGAGAGAUCAUCGAAGCGACCAACAAUCAGAACAUCUUUGCACGCGAAUUGGACUUGAGCUCUAUGAAGUCUAUUAGAAACUUCGCUGCUGGCUUUAAGCGAGAGCAAAGCAAGCUCCAUAUUCUUAUCAACAACGCCGGCAUCAUGGACUGCCCCAAAAUGCUAACGGAGGACGGCUUUGAAAUGCAAAUCGGAGUUAAUCACAUGGGCCACUUCCUACUCACGCUCCUGCUCCUCGACCUCCUAAAGAGCUCCGCCCCCAGUCGCAUUGUGGUCCUAUCCAGCAUAGCCCACCGGUUCGGAAGGAUUAAGCGUGACGAUCUGAACAGCGAAAAGUCUUACGAUAGAAAGAUGGCCUAUUGUCAGAGCAAAUUGGCCAACAUCCUCUUCACAAGGGAGUUGGCCAAACGACUGGAGGGAACUAAAGUGACGGUAAAUGCUCUACAUCCCGGAGUAGUGAACACGGAGCUAUUCCGCAACACACCGUUCUUGGGAUCGAGGUUUGGAAAAUUCAUUAUAGCCCCCUUAAUAUGGAUCUUUAUAAAGACGGCUAGGAAUGGCGCUCAGACGACCCUGUAUACUGCUCUGGAUCCCAGUUUGGAAAACGUGUCUGGAAGAUACUUCAGCGAUUGCAAACCAAAGCACGUGGGCUCGGCCGCCCAGUAUGAUGAUGAUGCUGAAUUUCUAUGGGCGAAAAGUGAAAAGUGGACUGGAGUAAAAUUUGAGUAACUUUAUGACUCCUUUAACUAUUACCCUGUAUCGUAUAAAGUACAUUUAAUGGGCUAAUCUAAAUGAGUUCUGCUUUUGUACAAAUAUUAAACAUUUUUAAAACACUUGCCAGGCAUAUAUUAAAACCAUUUGUCUUAUCACAA
Drosophila yakuba is the source of this 1171-nucleotide messenger RNA. Its product is annotated as retinol dehydrogenase 12. The coding region runs from base 48 to 1028 and encodes 326 amino acids. The transcript is spliced from 4 exons. NCBI's taxonomy places the organism in Eukaryota, Metazoa, Arthropoda, Insecta, Diptera, Drosophilidae. The record is from RefSeq and is a predicted model, not a curated record.